Messenger RNA from Oryzias latipes (Japanese medaka), 2135 nucleotides. It is a transcript of the gene bpnt1, whose product is annotated as bisphosphate nucleotidase 1. The record is from RefSeq and is a predicted model, not a curated record. Gene Ontology annotation, biological process: phosphatidylinositol phosphate biosynthetic process. Gene Ontology annotation, molecular function: 3'(2'),5'-bisphosphate nucleotidase activity. NCBI's taxonomy places the organism in Eukaryota, Metazoa, Chordata, Actinopteri, Beloniformes, Adrianichthyidae.
GCAUUAAAUCUCAAGAUGAAGAAGUGGUUCAACAAGUUUACUUCCUGUAUUUUUAAUUGAAUGUAGUGUUUGCGUUUAAUAUUUGUUUUAAUUAGCGAAACAGCUUGACGUUUCCCUCAUAAAUGAACUUUAGUCCAAGCCAAGUUAAUACUAAACGUGUUCUCAUAAAGGGAAGUCAUCGAACAGAGAAAAGCUAAUCUAUCUACCGGCUAACAGCGUCUGUCUUCUUCAGCUCAAAGGUCUCAGCCGCUCAGGAAAGUUUUUGAAAAGGAUCGACCUCCAAACAUGUCUGGAAGUCCAGCUGUGGUCAUGCGCCUCGUGGCGUCCGCCUACAAAGUGGCUGAGAAGGCUGGAUCCAUCGUGAGGAAGGUGCUUCACAGUGGAGAACUGGGUGUUGUGGAAAAGACAGGAGCUAAUGAUCUGCAGACGCUGGCAGACAGACUUGCACAGAAAAGCAUUUGUGCUUCACUGUCUAGACAUUUCCCCAACAUCACCAUCAUUGGGGAGGAGGACCUUCCAGCUGAAAAAGUAGAAGAGGAUCUUAUUGAGAAAGGGCAGGAGGAGGAAAUCCUUCAGAAGAGCUGUCCAGAAGAGUUUCAAGAUCUGAAGGAAGAAGAGCUUGUUGUGUGGGUCGACCCUCUGGAUGGCACAAAGGAAUACACCGAAGCAUCGAGGUUUCUCCAUCUUGGAGCUGUAACUCCCAUCCCACACAAAGGGUUGAACACGUCUCAGUUUCACAGCCCAAUUCUCUGGCUCCUCGAUAAUGUGACGGUGCUCAUUGGUAUUGCAUAUGGAGGCAGGGCCAUUGCAGGAGUCAUCAACCAGCCCUUUUACAACUAUCAGCUCGGGCCAGGAGCGACGUUGGGAAGAACGCUGUGGGCGGUGUUGGGAUUGGGCGCCUUUGGUUUUCAGCUACAGGAACUGCCAGGAGACCGACGAAUUGUCACCACAACCCGUUCCCAUAGUAACAAGGUGGUGAUAGAGUGCGUUCAUGCCAUGGAGCCUCAUAAAGUCAUACGAGUGGGCGGUGCUGGAAACAAGAUAAUCCAGCUUAUUGAGGGAAGAGCCUCAGCAUAUGUUUUUGCCAGCGCAGGGUGCAAAAAGUGGGAUACUUGCGCUCCUGAGGCCAUUCUUCACGCAGUUGGAGGUAAGCUGACGGACAUGUAUGGGAAUGCCUACUGCUACCACGCUGAUGUGAAGCACAUGAACUCAGCCGGAGUUCUUGCCACACUCCGAAACCACGAGUACUACGUCAGCAGAGUUCCACCGAGCGUACUGCAAGCUCUCAAGUCUGACUGAAGUUCUUCAUCCUUUUCCCUCUGUGGCGCUCUGGGAUGUUCGGAUUCGAAUCCCCUCACUUCCUCCUAUAAAUCCAAAUGUUCUCAAUUUUUUAUCUGAUUUUGGUCACAUAAAAAAUAUUUGAUUUUAUGGUCUCGUUUAAAACUACAGAAAUCAACAUUUUUGGGACAUAAUUAUAUAUGUGCCUGGAUUUUCUGAUGAUCUAUAGUAGAACAUCAAAUGUUUUCACUCUAGAAUUACUUUUAACUGGUUUAGAAACACUACAAAAAUGUAUGAAAAUGCACUUUUCUUGAAUAAUUUUUGUUUUUUAUAUAUGUUUUCUUACAUUCUGGUCUGUCUUUGUUGAUUAAAGGGCAUUAUUUCAGUAUAAAAGUGGUUAUUUCCAUCCUGCAGUCCAGGACUUAUGAAAAAACAAAGGGGAAGCCAUUUACACAGCUUUUUUUGUAAAUGUAUUUCUCCUAUGUCAUUAAAAUCAAUUUAGUAUAUCUAGAUAAAUCCUUUGAGAUUUGAGAAAAUGCCAAAAUGAGUCCUGAUUUUUGCAAUAAAAAUGAACUUUGGAGAAAUGUUUUUACAAGAAAAACAAUCUAAUCAAACAUUUUUGGUAUUUCUUCUUUUUGUUCAGGGAAAAAUAAGCUUCACACAACUGAAAAGAUCUUUUAUUACUGAAAUUAAAGCAAUAAAUCAAAGUAACAUUUUGUAUUAACUAAAAGAGGUGUAUUUAAAACUGGUGGUCAGUUGGUGUUUGUGUACAAAGUUCAAUUUGUCUUGUUUCUUUACUAAGUUCAGAGCAUUAUGCAUGUCAGCUUUGUGGAAAAUAAAAGCUUUGGAGAACAUCA